AUGGCCGGCAAUGACACAGAAAAUGCACGGUUCCUCACCCCUCCGGCCGUGACUGCUUUACGGCAGGAGGCUCGGAGCAUCGACCCGAAAUUCUCUCCUUUAACGCGUGCCUUGAGCGAUGAUGAUAUGCGGGAAGAACGUGAGGACUUGAGAGAAGCCGCGGAACAGACCCUGAAUGUCAUUGUCGACUUGGAUCUAGAAGGUCGUGUCAAAUGGGUUAGUCCGUCGUGGAAACAGGUUGUGGGAACGCCGUCGGAGUCGAUAGAAGGACGAAUGAUCUCCGAGGUCUUGGUGGACAAUCAGAAUGCCUUUCACGACGCGAUAGAAUCUCUCAAAGAGGAUGACUCGCGAAGCCGUUUCAUUCGUGUCGCGGUCCAGAUGGGCCCUGACUCGGUCUUGAAAUUCUCCCCAGAACCACGGCCGAUGAAGCGGGAAGUGACUGGCACUGUUGGAACGGAGGGUGUGGAGGAUCACGAGGAACCCUUGGACACGGUGGAGGAGCACAGCCACGACAUUCUUACCCUGGAAGGGCAAGGAAUCAUGGUUUUUGACCGUACUGCGGAUGGAGUUGGACAUACGAUGUGGAUGUUGCGACCAUUCGCGGAGCCACGGGAAGUUACCAUUGACCUUCCACAUUUGCUCGUGGAAUCUUUAGGUGUUGGUGCGGAGGUUUUGGCGAACUAUUUAACAGUGCUAGCAGAGGCCGCUGCGAACGAACCCGACCCUUCUAAACACCCUGCCCCGAAACCCGUGCUGUGUCGCAUCUGCGAACGUGAGAUCACCCCAUGGUGGUUCGAAAAGCACUCCGAUCUUUGCCUCCAGGAACAUCAAGCCGAAAUGGACCUCCAGAUCGCCCAAGAGAAUCUUAAUGAACACCGCCAUGCGAUUGUCAAGGUGUUGGAUGCCCUGGAGGCGAGACAAGGUCGGCCUGUGACUCUCCGGGAUGGCAAUUCUUCAGCGCCACCACAGCCCGAAUACAAAGGUCUCCCUAUUGGACCAUCUCCUGUCGCUUCAACAACGUCAUCGGGGUCGGCAUCUACUAGCAGCUCGGCACCUGGUACACCACCUAGGUCAAGGGAUCAGUCUGUUUCGGGAACGGGUCACUCACGCGCCCGAUCCUUCGCAGUCCGGCGGCCCCUGGCUCGAGUGGUCGAGUUGAUUCUCGACCUUUGCGACACAGCCUUGGAGAUUAAUAUGCCGGUAAUCAGAGAAGCCCGUGGCGAAAACGGAGACGAUUUCCGAACUAUGUCUCCCCAAUCGGAAUCACGCAUUUCUCAGGUGCUGCAGUGGCAAUCACCCAGCUCGAACACCUUGGAACAGGAGCAGGGCCUUGCCGCUCUGUGUGCGGAUACGGAGCAGGUCGCCCGAGCAAAGGUGGAUGCGGUUGUUCGUCAUCGCAAAAUCGUGGAAUACGCCGAGAGAAUUCGUAUUGAAUAUACUGUGCUUGUGGAAGAUUGUAUUUCAGCUGCUCUUAGAAAGGCUGAGCGUAUUGCGGCAGGUCAAUUAAGCGAUUCAAGUUCCUCGGAGGACGAUCCAUUAGAGCCAUUACCCGAAGACCUUGCCUUCACUAGCACCGAUCCCGCUGCGUCGAUUCCCGCGUCUAUUGGAAGUCAAGUUUCUGUGCCGUCCCCAUCAGUUUCUGCGUUGACUAUGUCAAUGCGCAACUCUCCAGAACGUUUCCAAUAUUUGGAAGGGAAACCCUCAUCUAUUGCUGUAUCUACGGGAUCGAGUAGCCCCAUGGAAUGUCCGACCCCUCGCUCGCAUAAGAGUGCUGCCGGGUUGCUGGGAACCUCUCAACCAUCUCGACGGGGCCUUUCCUUGCUCGACUUCGAUGCGGGCGAGCAGAGUGAUAGCAGCAUUCUCUCCUCUACCCUUCCCGGAACCCUGCGAACCGACUCGCCUUCAUCUGAUCGAAGCAUAGAUCGCAAACGCAGAAGCCUGGUGCUUCCAGGACUGGCCAGUUCCCCUCGACGACAACAUUCACCCGCCCGAGUGUCCGGUCCCCAUUCCCCUUUGCGUAUGCCGAAACCACGUCUUUCUACUGGAGCCGAAAGUCUGCCAUCGCCUAUUGUAUCGCCGUCAACUAAUGCGGGGGAAUUGUCCCUUCAUCAUUAUCGUCACCACCGUCGCCAAUCGUCAGCAGCGUCUUCCGACGUUCCUCGUCCACCUGUCUCCCCCCAUCUGACUACCGCGAGUCAGCCUCAGCCACGACCAGUGCCCCCCUCUAUCAAAGAUUUUGAAAUCAUCAAGCCGAUCAGCAAAGGCGCCUUUGGCAGUGUCUAUUUAUCCAAGAAAAAGACAACAGGGGAGUACUUUGCAAUCAAGGUUCUGAAAAAGGCCGAUAUGGUUGCUAAAAAUCAGGUGACCAAUGUCAAGGCUGAGCGGGCGAUUAUGAUGUGGCAAGGGGAGAGUGACUUCGUUGCUAAACUUUACUGGACAUUUUCUAGUAAAGACUAUCUUUAUCUAGUAAUGGAGUACUUGAAUGGAGGGGACUGCGCCUCUCUGGUUAAAAUUCUUGGUGGGCUCCCUGAGGAUUGGGCCAAAAAGUACAUUGCUGAAGUCGUUCUUGGUGUCGAACAUCUUCAUAGCAGAGGCAUUGUUCAUCGUGAUCUCAAGCCGGAUAACCUUCUCAUUGACCAGACAGGUCAUCUUAAACUGACUGACUUUGGGCUGUCCCGUAUGGGUCUGGUUGGGCGUCAGAAACGUGUGCUGAAGAGCAUGAAUGAACAGGGAGUUGAUAUUCUAAAGCAGGGCUCAUUCCCUCGGGCCACCUCAAUCGCCUCGUCUCGAUCGGCCUCGUUUGAUUUCCAGGGGAGCGGAUCGCCAGGAUCCACCCCUCUGAUUACUCCCGAUCCUGGUGGUAGCAUGCCUCAGCCCUCCUACUUUAGUCUGAAUCAAAAUGGACUUGGCAGACAAACAUCUCGACGAGCAUCUGGAUAUCGGAGCGACAGUGGUGGGAGUGAAAACUUGAACGCAAUUUUCCGAAGCUUGUCCCUCAAUGAUCAAGGAGAAGCGUCUAGUGCUUUUCCUGUUCUGUCAUCCGAAAGCGUGCACGAAGAAGAAGAAGAAGGUCAGAGUGAGGCGGGAGAAUCUCCUUAUCUGCAUCCACUCCAACCAACGAUCAGCAACCAAGUAUUAAUAGGGACACCACCCCAGCAGUCCAUGAUGCCACCCUUGAUGGCACUUUUCGACCCCGACGAUCACAACAGACGCUUUGUAGGCACCCCGGAUUACCUCGCCCCAGAAACGAUUAACGGUGUUGGCCAGGAUGAGAUGGGCGAUUGGUGGUCAUUGGGUUGCAUCAUGUUCGAGUUCCUUUUUGGCUAUCCUCCGUUCAACGCGGCAACGCCAGAUGAAGUUUUCGAAAAUAUACUUCAUCGAAAAAUCAACUGGCCGGAAGACCUCGAAGAGUUGGCCUCCCCCGAAGCCAUAGAUUUGAUCAACAAGCUUAUGACUAUUGACCCACGCGAGCGGAUUGGGGCUAAUGCCGAUGAGAAUUUCCCCAACGGAGGAGCUGAAAUUCGGAACCACCGUUGGUUUUCCGAUAUCAACUGGGAUACUCUGCUGGAGGAUAAGGCUCAAUUUGUGCCGAAUCUGGAAAAUCCCGAGGAUACCGAAUAUUUUGAUGCCCGCGGAGCGACGCUCCAGGCUUUUACUGAAGAGCUUGAGGAUGAAAGCUCCCCUCAACCUCCACUUACGAGUGGCACGUAUGACCGACCGCAUGACGCACUGUUCAAGGUCCGCUCACAGGUUAACUCCAUGAAGCGGCCAUUAAUGCCUCUCCACAUUCCUCCUCAUGUCCGCGAGUCACGCAGCAGGAGGUUGAGUGAACCUUCCUUGGCGGACGACUUUGGAAACUUCGCUUUCAAGAACCUUCCUAUGCUCGAAAAGGCAAACAAGGAUGUUAUCCAAAAACUCCGACAGGAAGCAAUGCAAGCACAGCAGCGCCAGUUCGCGACCACAGGGCCUCAGCAACAACCACCGACUCAGGGCCCCACUCCGCCGUCAUCCGGCCCUUCACUCGAAGGCAGUCCAUUACCAAUGCCGCUGCAGCGGACCAUGUCCCAAACGAAGGGCAGCAACCGUCCUUCGUCACCUUCUAGUCUGAGUCAAGCGAACUCGUCCCCUAGUCGUCCAUCGCAGCCUUCAUCUCCACUCCUCGUUCAGUUCAGCACUGGAAAUAAUCAUGAGCGUAGAAAGACGUCCGGAUCAUCCUCAACCAACUCUCACCAAUCCAGUGGAUCUUUUGCACCCGCCUCUGCAGAUCAGAGUCGCAUGGCGAGCAUCAAAUUCAAUUCUGCAGCAUCAUCUCCGAUCAAGACUGGCCGGGUGGCUACACACUCUCCUGAUAAAGCGGUCCCAGGUCAACAACGUCAGGGGAGCGCCCCAGCAACAAGGGCUCGGUCACAAACGAUUGGAUCCCAGGAUGGAGAUUUGUCUUCAUCUCUCGCAAAAGAAUCGUACGUGGCUGGCCAUUAUAAGCGGAGGAGUCAGUUAUUUGAUGUCUCGCCUUCCUCAUCCGACAAUGAGGACCCUCGCACGAAGGCUUUGCUCAAAGUGCAACGUCGCCGACAGAGCUCGAGGCGUCUAUCCCAGAUUAAUCUCAACGAGGGCCCAUUUUUCCGGCCACUCGACAUCCUCAUCUGCGAAGACCAUCCGAUUUCGCGGUUAGUCAUGGAGCGCCUGUUUGAAAAGCUUCGUUGCCGCACCAUCACGGCUACGAAUGGCGCAGAAGCAGUGCGCUAUGCGCUUAGUGAGGUCCAAUUCGAUAUCAUUAUGACGGAGUUCAAACUCCCCCAGGUCAAUGGAGCGGAUGUUGCCCGCAUGGUCCGGGAAACACGCAGUGCCAAUCGACACACGCCGAUAAUUGCAGUCACUGGGUAUCUCAAAGAUCUUCCGGAGACUCAUUACUUUGACGGGCUCAUUGAAAAGCCUCCAACGCUGACCAAAUUCACUGAAGCACUGUGCAAGUUUUGCCAGUGGAAACCCCCACCAAAGGACUAUAGUCCUGCACUUCCAUCGGUAAUUGCGUCUGUCUUACGCCAUCCCCCCCCUCCUACUCAGUCUGAGCACAGCCCAAGCUCCACAAUUUCGUCCGGUUUCGCUCCUGUUCCCUCUUCAGGUCGGGGGUCUAGUCGUGAGGAUUCGGUUGGCAGCAGCUAUUUCGGUGACUUGGAUUCGAUCAAGGUAGAGGAAAUUCCUGUCAUUGUGAGCCGCCAAACGGAUGAUUGGGGCCAGAACCAAGGGGGAUUAGGCAUAUCUGAAGACUCAGCCACUCCACAAGAAACCGCCGAUCAGAAUCGCAAGGGUCAAAAUACAGUGCCCUUCCCGAGUUUACUUCAUACUACGUCGGCUCCCGCCGCCCUCAGCCCUUCAGGCAUGCUCACCCCGCGAAAGCAGCGGUCUAGUGAAGCAAUCCGGGCUAAGAGGGAAUCUAUGGAACGAAACCGCUACGAAUGUGCAGAGUCUGGUGAUGAUGAAGAUGAGGAGCUUGGGAACCUACAGCCGAGAGUGCACAGCCCUCGGAAUAGACCGCAUCGACCUGGCUCCAAGCUAGGUAUUGAAAUGAUGCGAACCAAUAGCCGAGGUAGCGUGGUCAGUACUGGGGAAGAAGCUCUGAGGAAAGAAAAGGAGACCCAAGACCGGGGCAGAAGUGGAGGUUCUGAUGACUACAGUGAUCUUGGCGAAGAUUCGAUUCGAUCCCCAAGAAUGUCUUUGGACAGUAAGUUCGAAGAACUUAACAUACCCGAGGAGGUCAUCGUGCCGUCGAUUGAGGAAGAAGACUUCAGCCCGAAACAACCAUCGCCUCUGGCACCCGACUCACGACCGAGUAUUUUGACCGCCUAUUCCAAACCAGCAUUUGCCCGAUAUGAUACGGAAAUAUUCAGAAAGGCAGACACGCCGGUGAGCACUGGGUCCUCAAAGAGGGGCCAAAUUACUCCCCCCAUUGUAUUCUCGAGAGAAGUUCCGCAGAGCGCCAACCAGGUGUAUUCAAAUACGCCAUCUCUCAGGUUCUUGAAUAGUAGCGGGGAAUCGAGAUUGGCUGAUGAGUCUAGUAUAUUAGACUCAUCCGCCGAUUCUGAGACCACUCCUCGGCCCAUGAAUACACCUUCACCCUACUUGGAUUUUGAUAAUACGCCUCGUCCAGCAGGCAGGUAG
Molecule: messenger RNA, 6159 nt
Organism: Aspergillus ochraceoroseus IBT 24754
Lineage: Eukaryota; Fungi; Ascomycota; Eurotiomycetes; Eurotiales; Aspergillaceae
Product: protein kinase RIM15
Exons: 2
Coding region: 1-6159 (2052 amino acids)
Biological process (GO): peptidyl-serine phosphorylation; phosphorelay signal transduction system
Cellular component (GO): nucleus; cytoplasm
Molecular function (GO): ATP binding; protein serine/threonine kinase activity
Source: RefSeq, a predicted model, not a curated record